Messenger RNA from Cryptomeria japonica (Japanese cedar), 852 nucleotides. RefSeq names its product DNA polymerase delta subunit 4. Gene Ontology annotation, cellular component: delta DNA polymerase complex. The transcript has 2 exons. Gene Ontology annotation, biological process: DNA-templated DNA replication; DNA synthesis involved in DNA repair. NCBI's taxonomy places the organism in Eukaryota, Viridiplantae, Streptophyta, Pinopsida, Cupressales, Cupressaceae. The coding region runs from base 46 to 438 and encodes 130 amino acids. The record is from RefSeq and is a predicted model, not a curated record. Gene Ontology annotation, molecular function: DNA-directed DNA polymerase activity.
CUGUAAUUUUAACUGCGUGCUUUACGUGAUUUCAGUUUUGUUGAAAUGGCUAACAGGAGAUCAGAUUUGCGAGCCCUGUAUCCUCAUAGGAAGCCGCUGAAUUCUUCAUCUACUAAACUUAGCGGUAGUGUUGAAAAUGGUAAAGGUUUGAAGAAGGAAAAUGCCGCUAUUUCUACCGACUCUGCUACUUCGGCGGAGGCAGCACUGUCGGACUCCCUUAACUCAUAUGACGAGGUUUAUGAGGAGGAAGAAGACUGCGUGGAGCAGAUACUGAAGCAGUUUGACUUGGACAUGCGGUACGGGCCGUGCUUAGGACUCAGUCGGAUGGAGCGCUGGCAGCGGGCUGUUCAGCUCGGCCUCAGUCCCUCCCAGGAUGUUAAGGACCUUCUGGACAGGGCAGGCGGCAUGUCUGAUUGUGUCUGGGAAGGCCGCGUGUAGGCAAUAAUCUGCAACGGCUAUGUUGUCGUCAUUUUGGACUGAGCCUUGAAGGGUUAGGGCUUGUAAGGUCCUCAUUAUAUACAAUUCGAAGGCUCAGGGUUUGUAAUGGCGUCAUUAUGGACAAUUCGAAGGCUUAGGGUUUGCCGGUGAAAGGUGAAAAUAUUAACGUCGUUCAAAAUGUUUUUGAAAGGUAGAUUUAGGCUGUACAGCUUAGGGUUUGAGGCAGUCGGCUCAAUUAGGCCUCGAACUCCGUGAAAUGUUGCUAUUGAAGUUAAGCUUUAGGUUUCCUAUGUGGAAAAUGCUCUGUCUUCCUUAAAAUUUUCUCUGUUUUUCUGGAAUUCCUCCUUUUGUUGUAGUGCAGACUGUGCAAAGCGAAUGAAAAGUACAAGAGCGAUUUCGGAUUUGCCUUUAAAA